Messenger RNA from Trypanosoma theileri, 1992 nucleotides. RefSeq lists its product as uncharacterized. Bases 1 to 1992 code for a protein of 663 amino acids. Lineage: Eukaryota; Euglenozoa; Kinetoplastea; Trypanosomatida; Trypanosomatidae. The record is from RefSeq and is a predicted model, not a curated record. Gene Ontology annotation, molecular function: protein binding. The transcript has a single exon.
AUGUUACUUGACAUAGAUCCCACACAAAAUCUUAAACCCGAGGGGAAAGUGUUUCCAGUUCAGUCACCUGUUGUAGCAAUGACUGUAACCACAGACCGUGUCUGGUUGGCAACAUCUGAUGGUGGCGUAGAGAUUCGUGAUAUUUAUACAGCAGAGCUUGUCCAUCGUUUUGCAAGUGCUCCGCGUCCAACUAGUGUUACACGAAUUUGGUCUCUGUUAAACGUAAUGACACAGAGUAAAGGUUCACAAGUGUGGAUGGGUCUCUCUAACGGAAGUAUUGAGGUGUAUGAUGCCCAGUCUUUUCGUAUGGUACAACGACUGGCGAAACAUGCUGGUGGUGUUUACUGUCUUGCUGAGUUUGGGGGUUAUGUAUACUCAGGCAGUAGCGACUUCAAGAUUGCACAGUGGUACGCAGAGGAUGGACGUCUUGUGCGUAUGCUACAUGGCCAUACCAACUAUGUGCGUUGCCUAUACGCGGAGGGGAGUGCAGUUGUGAGUGGAUCUGACGACUGCACUGUGCGUGUGUGGGAUGCGGGAAGUGGUGAGGCACAGCUGACAGGCCACUUUCAUGGCCGAGCUGGUGUGUCGGCUCUCUGCCGCGUUGGCGUGACGAUGUGGUCUGGCGAUGAUGACGGGCGUGUCAUUGCAUGGAAGUUAGGCACGUGCGAGGCGCUACGGGUCCUGCAGGCACACGGUGGCCGUGUAGCCUCAUUGCGAAAGAUUGGAUCACGAGUAUACUCUGGUGGUGCUGAUGGUAUUAUUGCCGUAUUUGAUGCAGAGGAUGGACGAUUGUUGCAACAAAUAGAAGAUCACUCUGGAGGUCGUAUCGCUACUGUGCAAUGUGCAUGGGAGUGUAGUCGAUAUAGUGUUUGGACAGGUACGUCCGAUAACUCUGUUCGUUGUUGGCAUCAUGAUGAAUUUCGUCCAAUGAUCCAAGAUCGUGAACGUUUUAAUGAUAUGCGCUGGUAUUAUUCUACUGUCCAAUCACAUCUUGAGGGUAAUGAACGAUUGUUGAAACAACAACGUGAGUUAGCAGAAUUAGUUACACUUACUCAGGGAGGAGAGCAAGCAGUACGAAAUAUGCUAGAGAUGAGUGAAGAAAUGAAAAAUUCAACUCUUCUUAAUUGUUGGAUGUUACAAGAGCGAAAGCGUAAAACUGAGAAGGCGACGCGGGAACUUCAAGAUGAACGUUUUCGUAUACAGCUAGAAGUACAGAAGCAGGAACAGAAUCUAUCAGCAAUUCGGGCAGCUCUUCAAAAGACUUUAGAAGCAGUUCAGAAAAUUCGUGCGGGAGGCGUACCGAGUCAAAUGACAGGGAGUACGAACGUUGACUCAAACUUCGCUGCAACUAUCCUACAACAACAACAACAACAGGCAGUUACCACAGGUGGUCUGGUUCCUGGUGCUGCAGCAGUAGUAGGAACGACAAUACAGAUGUCUUUGGGUGUCCCUGGAGUGUCAUCAUCGACCGCAUCGGCGCCACUACCUUCUGCUGUUGUUAAUCCUGUAAACACAUCAAUGCAUGCCCUUCCUGCUGUUGGUGCACCUCCUCCUUCAGCUUCAACAGUUCAACAGCCACCAACAUCAAGUGUUCCAGCUCCACAUCAUCCUUCAGCCUCUACAGUGCCGCCACCACCAACAUCAAGUGUUCCAGCUCCACAUCAUCCUUCAGUCUCUACAGUGCCGCCACCACCAACAGCAAAUGUUCCAGCUCCUCCUUCAGCUUCUACAGUACCGCAACCACCAACAGCAAAUGUUCCAGCUCCACCUCCAGCUUCUACAGUACCGCAACCACCAACGGCAAGUGUUCCAGCUCCACCUCCAGCUUCUACAGUACCGCAACCACCAACGGCAAAGGUACCAUCUCCAACAGGACCACGACCCCCAGGUGGAAAAACGUCUUCCAAUAUCAAGUCACGUUUUGCUGGUUUGGGGAAGUCACGUUCGACUACUGAUGUUCCAGUAGAGAUUCUUCUUCCGAAGAAACACUGA